GUGCGCGGCGGUGCCGGUUGCCGAGCAGCGGGACGCGUACGCCGAGAGACCGUCCUUUCGUCAAGAAAAAUCACCGUCUGCUUUUUUGUCGCUGUUCUGUUUUAGAGAUCACCGCGGAGAAGGAUGACGGCGGGCUCUGUCUCAGUGCCGCAGGUCAUACCCCUUCGGGUCCCCCUUCCAGGGAAGGCCAAGCGCCGGAUAGACAGCGGCACUCGGGUGGAAAUCAAGUCAGGUACGAACUGCAGCUUUGCCUCUGCGAAUCGCUUUCUCACGUGACCGUUUGAACGCCUCCAUACUGUCGUUUGCAGGUAAUUAUGGUCUUCACGAUCCUUACGGCCUCCCUUAAGUAACCUGGAAUAUUCACGGUUGGGAUACACCAAAUGUAGCUGCACGGGCGUUUAUUUUUUUACGUUCAAACGGUCUGACUGACCCCGGGGUUACUUUGCAAGCACGCGGUGCCAGGCCCACCCUAAAGGCCGUCCCUGCGGCCCUGAAUCGCCGCCGGCCAUCAGGGCAGGCAGUGCUUUCUGUGGUGCCGGAACAGACGGGUUGCUGCGGUGCUUUCCUGCAAAACCACCAUAAAGUGUGGCUGCUUUAUGAAGAGAAAUAUUGCUAAUGAAAUCGCGGUCAUUUACUGAACAGGUUUGCAUGGGAGAAACGGUUUUGGUUCUGAACUUUUAUGCAAUUGCUUCGUUGUGUUUACGGGAGAAAAAGUGCUGAGCGCAGUGGAGUAUUUCCAGGGUUGUAGAGAUGGCUGUUUUCUUCCAGCUCCUGCACAGUUUGGCUAAUUACUUUCUCUGUGUUGUUCAGAUACACCUGAGGUCUCUAUUUAUUACACUUUAGAUGGAAGUAAACCAGAACUUUUUAGGAAACCUGGCUAUGGAGAGCAUAACACGUUUAAGUAUAAGAGUCCUAUCACGUUACCAGUCGGGAAAAUAACAGUGAAGGCUCUCGCAGUUACCAAGGACUGCAGGGAGAGUGCUGUUGUAACAAAGGUGUUCCUAGUAGAGUACAAGCAACCAAACGUCCUCUUCUCUAUGGAAGACGAUGACAAGAAGUUCCUAAAAGAUGUCACAACACAGGAGAAGGAAGAUGGAACGUUUACUACAAAACCAAAGAAAAAUGGGAUGGAUGUGGAAAUCAAGCCUGCCUGGAGUGAAACAGCCCAGGAACGUCAAGGUAACUCUGAAAAACAUCUCAGACGACAAAACAUCUUCUGAGAAGUCCGAUCGCCAUUUCUCAACACUGGAAAACUUGGAAACAGAAAUAAAGACUGAUCACAAAUCCCUGCAAGGACCACAGCUCCUGAGCAGCCCUUUGGGAACAGCAGGGUAUGGAGAGGAAUCCUCAGUACUACCAACAGAGUCUCUACAGUUUGCCAGUUCUGCAGUGCCCAGCCGGAAGAGCCUAGCAAGCACGCAGGUGGCAAAGAUCCAGAGGGAGAGAGAUUUCCUCAGAUGUGCGUACUGCUCUGCACCUCGCCUCUCUGACCCCUUGGCUCACUUCUGCCAGGAAUGUGGCUCUCCUAUCCCACCUGUGUCAGUGCAUCGCUUCCCAUCCCCUGAAGGAGCACAGAUGGCACCAUGUCUUGGAUGCAGACAUCUCGUGCCAAUGAAUACACCCACUUGCAUUGUGUGCGAGUCACCAAUUGAUCAACAACUGCAGCCCCAAACCAAUACCUGCUUUAAGGGCAAAGUAAUUUGUCAGGCAUGUGGCACAGGAAAUCCUCUGCACCAUAAACAUUGUGUGACCUGUGAAAGCAAACUGCCUGAAACACAGACGUUAGGAUCUAUGUUCAACCUCGGGAAGUUUCAGCUGAAAAAAAUCUUUCUUUUGCAUACCCAUCCCAUGCUGCGAAGAGAUCCCCCCCCACCUUACACCAGUCAGCAAGGGAAGACAGUAUUCUGCUCAAAAUGCAAUCGUGCGAACCACUGUGAUGCACGUUUCUGUGACUGGUGUGGAGCCAAGCCUGACCCUCCUCCAUGCUACUUUACUUGUUUCAAGUGUGGUACAAAAACUCGUCCAUAUGCUCGGUUCUGUGGGUCCUGUGGUGAGUACAUAGAGCCCCCAGCAAGGUUGAGUUCUCAAAAUGAAGUUCUUGUGGAUUCUGAAGACUCGAUGAGGUUUUCUGAGGCUAAAUCAAUUCAAGCUCAAAUUGCCUGGCACCCUCUUCCUACUUCCUUGUCCAAAUCAGGAGCAGAACUAAAGGAAACAGAAGAUAAAGGAACCCAAACCGUUGGACUUUUUUACCCGUCUAGCAAACUGCUGGAAAAGAAGGAACUUGAGCUGGUUUUACACAAAGAAAAGCUGCAAAAGAUGAGUGAUCAUAAGCCUCUCCUGACAGCCAUAAGUCCUGGAAAAGGCUACUGGAGAAAACAGCUGGAUCACAUCUGUGCUCAUCUUAGAAGCUAUGCCCAGAACAACCUUGAAUUCAGAGCACUGGUUGGGGAACCUCGAAUGGGAAAGAUUACUUCUGCUGCCAUCCAUGAGAAUGACCAUCAAGUCACUAUUACGUUAAAUUAUGCUCUUGCUAUUAACAAGGGUGUUCAUACCAAACCAGACAAGUUCAGUAAUCAUUACCUGAACAGCGUAACAGAGGGCAGAGAUGAACAGGAUGGCAGUCAGACUAGUUCUGGCAAAGAAGACCAUAAUCUUUCAUAUUCAAGAGGGAAAAUAAAGAGAACAAAAUCAAGAACACUCACAGAAAAAGAAGAUAACCUCCCGCCAGAGUCCAGACAACUACUGGAUGAAUUGGGUCCAAAUGGGAAAGGAAGAAUCACCGUGAUAGAACAGUUGCUUAGUGAAGGAGCUGACCCAAACUGCACCAGCGAUGAGGACCGACCUGCUCUGACAGUGGCUAUCCUUAACAGGCACUCAGAAGUGAUCUCUCUUCUUGUACAGAAAGGCGCUGACAUUGACCAGCAGUCAGGACCGCACAAUAAUACCGCUCUCCAUGAGGCAGUUCUGCUUGGACUGGAGGGAAAGGAAUGUAUCCGAGCCCUGUUACGCUGCAAUGCAAGUAUCAAAAAGAAGAAUACAAAAGGGCGAUCAGCAUACGAUUUGGCUGUUACAGCUGGAAGUAAUGAAAUUGUUUCAUUGUUUGCAAGUGAGCUUGGUCAAGGAAUGUUGGACAGCCUCACAAAACCAAGGGACAUUGGUCUUGUCAGCAUUUGAUCACAACUGCCUUUUCUCCAAGAUGGAGUUCAAGGUUCUCCGAAUUCAAGAGAACUUAAACUCGCACAUCCAAUUCAGUUCAGUCCGCAGACUUCACUGAAUCAUACAAUAAACUCUGAUUAUUUUGUAAAA
This is a messenger RNA of Gallus gallus (chicken), 3306 nucleotides long. It is a transcript of the gene DZANK1, whose product is annotated as double zinc ribbon and ankyrin repeat domains 1. NCBI's taxonomy places the organism in Eukaryota, Metazoa, Chordata, Aves, Galliformes, Phasianidae. The transcript has 21 exons. The record is from RefSeq and is a predicted model, not a curated record. Gene Ontology annotation, biological process: eye photoreceptor cell development. The coding region runs from base 1069 to 3174 and encodes 701 amino acids. Gene Ontology annotation, molecular function: protein binding.